AUGAUGAACAGCGGUUUCCAGGUGCUCGACGAAGCGGCGUCCACUCUGGCGUUGGAGCAAGCGCUGGCCUUCGCAGACGCAUGCGACGUAGGGAGCGACGAUGAGAGGACCGUGACAGGCGAUCAGGAGCUAGAAGCGCUUCUGGACGACGUACAGACCAGCGACUUCUUCGCACCGGACACGUCGCUCGACCUCAUGAUGCAGAUGCCCGACGCGCUCAAGCCACUGCAGACAGCACAUCAACCUUUGGGCGAGUUCACAGGUCUCAUGAUAGGCACUGAUGCCUCUGCCACCGAGUCCGACACGUCGCUUGAGAGCGCACUCGCCGUGCUCACGACCCAUUGUGACGUCUCCACUAGCGACAGCAGUAGUGACGACGCUAAGAGCGGAAAUAAAGGGGCACCUUCUAUCGGAUAUCGAGCCAAGAUGCCCAAGAAGAUGAAGCGAGCACGUGCAGCGUCCCCUACAAGAACCGCCAAGGAUUUUGCAGCCGCAAACGCAGCCAUAGCGGCAGCGGCAGCGGGAGCUGACGGACAGCAGACGGACGUCAAGAAACCUACUAAGAAACGCAUUCGCCGACAGAGAGAAGAGUUGCUGUAUCUCCGUGUUAAGGUGCAGGAGAUGGAAAGCAGUCUAGCAGAACUCAAGAGCAAGGAGAGCUUGGCCAACCGACAAUACAAGGACAGAGAACGUGCCGAGCAGGAGAACCGCAAGCUCAAGUCGACGCUGGAGGGACAGAUCAAGCUGGCCAAAUGUCUCGAGAAGAUAUUGGAAGACCAGCCGGAGGACGAGACGAUGACUGGACCGUCUCAUCCCGCGCCGUCAAAGCUACUCGCUCUUGGUGUUAGCAGCGACCAGAAGGCCGUCCACGCGCAGCUUCUCUCCGAACUGGACGCCGCGUUCGAUGAAGUCGACGUGAAAUACAACAUGAAGAAAUUCGUCGAGAUCGAAAAUGAAAAACACGACGUCAGAGUUGCCUCAAGCUUGGACAACGGCAUCGCGUUGCAGUUUAUGGGCUUCAAGCGAGUGCCGUUCCCGCAACAAGUGGCUAGUCGAGGCAUGUGGCGCUUCACAUCGUACGAAGCGACCGAACGUCAAGCCUAUUUCUACGAGGAGCACGAAACGUCGUCCAAGAACACCGUCGCUAGAACUUUCGGCCACAAGAUUCAGAGCGAGAACGGUAGUCUCGACUACCGCUGCGAGAGCUUCUUGGAGUGUCGCAAGUGCGGUGACCGCGUGGUAAUAGUGACACGAGGCUUGGCUAAGCCAAUCAAGUUCUCUGCGGCGCCGGUGAAUGGCAUCCGGUUCCACGAGAACGGGUGGAUUGUGAUCGAGAAGGCGUCAGCCAAGGACGGGACGGCGAAGGGCAAAUGGUCGACCAUCGCAUCAUCGAUGGAGCUCAAGCCGAUCUUCGACGACGACGCCUCGGACCAGGACUUUACGGUUGGAGCGCUCACAGACUUUGUCAUCGACUCAUUCCACCGCAACAUGCACCUAGGCGAGGAGGUCGUCGCGGCCAUUAUGAUGGACGAAGCCCGGAAGGCAGCCACUCAACCAGCAGGAUCCUGGCCGUGA
Molecule: messenger RNA, 1575 nt
Organism: Phytophthora infestans T30-4
Lineage: Eukaryota; Oomycota; Peronosporomycetes; Peronosporales; Peronosporaceae
Exons: 4
Coding region: 1-1575 (524 amino acids)
Source: RefSeq, a predicted model, not a curated record